Anopheles bellator is the source of this 1533-nucleotide messenger RNA. Its product is annotated as fork head domain-containing protein crocodile-like. The transcript is spliced from 2 exons. The record is from RefSeq and is a predicted model, not a curated record. Bases 1 to 1533 code for a protein of 510 amino acids. Gene Ontology annotation, biological process: anatomical structure morphogenesis; cell differentiation; regulation of transcription by RNA polymerase II. Gene Ontology annotation, molecular function: DNA-binding transcription factor activity, RNA polymerase II-specific; RNA polymerase II cis-regulatory region sequence-specific DNA binding. NCBI's taxonomy places the organism in Eukaryota, Metazoa, Arthropoda, Insecta, Diptera, Culicidae.
AUGCACACGUUGUUCAGUGACCAGCGCCAUUACGGCCAUGGGCAGGCCGGAUACCCGUCGAACGGGCCGACGAUGGCCUCGGCGGCGGCGGCGCACCACUACACGUACGAUCAGUACUCGCGGUACGCGUACGCCGGUUCGGCUUACGCCCUGGCCGCGCCACACCAGAGCAAGGAGAUGGUGAAGCCGCCGUACUCGUACAUCGCCCUGAUCGCGAUGGCCAUCCAGAACUCGUCGGACAAGAAGAUCACACUGAACGGGAUCUACCAGUACAUCAUGGACCGGUUCCCGUACUAUCGGGACAACAAGCAGGGCUGGCAGAACUCGAUCCGCCACAACCUCAGCCUGAACGAGUGCUUCGUGAAGGUCGCUCGGGAUGACAAGAAGCCGGGCAAGGGUAGCUACUGGACGCUCGAUCCGGACUCGUACAACAUGUUCGACAACGGGUCGUUCCUGCGACGGCGCCGUCGGUUUAAGAAGAAGGACGCGCUGAAGGAGAAGGAAGAGCUGAUGAAGCGCCAAAGUUUGCUGCUGGAGGACAAGAUGGGCGAUCUGAAGCCGAUCAAGAUUAUGGCGGGCGGUGGCAUGGUGGGCCACCAUCAUCACCACCAUCACCACCAUCAUCAGGCGCUGGGGCAUCAUCAUCACCACCAGACGUUCAAGCGGGAACCGGGGCUGGAGUUGGCGGCCGCCGCCCAGUGUAUGGUGAAGGAUGGGCUGACGUCCUCGCUGCUCAACUCCUGCCACGCCGACUCGUUCGCGUCGCAGAUGAAUCACCUUUCGUCGGCGGCGGCCGUUGCGGCCGUCGGCAGUGACCACGGAUUCACCGUGGACUCGCUGAUGAACGUGUACAAUCCGAGGCUCCAUCACGCCGCCAGCUACCCGUACCACUUCAACGACGACAAUCUGAUGGGCACGACGGUGGGCGGAGGGCCCGGGGGGCAGCUGGUCGGGCGGCAUCACCACAGCGCGACGCAUCACCCGCCACCGCACGGCGGCUGGUACACGCCGGAAACGCCGCCCGAAUCGAUCGGCAACACGUCCGGCAGCUCGACCACCACCCCGACCACCCUGCCUUCGGUGACGGUCACCCCGACGGGCGGACUGGGGGGCGGUGGCGGUGGUGGAGGACUUGGACUGGGUGGCGGCGGUGGAGGUCUCUCGGUGCACGGCGGCGUCGGCGGUGGGCUAGGAUCGGGCGGCAGUAACGGUGGUGGUGGGUUCCGGGACAUGGUGUUCGAUCACCACAAUCACGGAUCGGUGGCGGCCGCCGCAGCCGCCGCCGUCGCCGUCAACUGUCAGAUGGUGGAACCGGCCGGAAGUCCCGGCGGCCACAGCCUCACGUCCGCCAGCCCGCCCAUGAACUCGGCCGCCGCAGCGGCGGCGGCAGCAGCAGCAGCGGCGGCGGCUGCAGCCGCCAGCGGCACCGGAAGUGGCCACCACCUGGGCGGCAAUCUCGGCAGCCAUCACCUUGGCCACUAUCGGUCGCACGUCGGCUACUACCAGGACUGCGGCUUGAAGUACGGAGUGUAA